This is a messenger RNA of Gracilinanus agilis (Agile Gracile Mouse Opossum), 564 nucleotides long. It is a transcript of the gene CDRT4, whose product is annotated as CMT1A duplicated region transcript 4. The record is from RefSeq and is a predicted model, not a curated record. The coding region runs from base 1 to 564 and encodes 187 amino acids. The transcript is spliced from 3 exons. NCBI's taxonomy places the organism in Eukaryota, Metazoa, Chordata, Mammalia, Didelphimorphia, Didelphidae.
AUGCAUGUAGAUCCACUUGAGUGUCCACACAGAAUAACUUCGACUACUAUGGAUCACCAUAACAGAUCUUCAGCCAACAUUGGUCUUCCACUCAACCUGAUUGACAAGCAUGAGCCAUGGCCAGCCUAUGUCACCUAUACAUCCCCAAUUGUCAACAGACUCAUUGAACAAGAAAGAAUGAGACAGUUAGACUACCAAAAAUCUAGUCAGGAAAACAAAUGGGAAGCAAAUUACAACAAUAAACCAGGAAUCAUCCACCUGUCAAGAAAACCUGCCAAGUUCUCUGCUGAUGUCACUUUCAAGGAGCACCUCACAACAUCAGUGCCAGUUCUGGGCAGCUACUCCUCAUUGGCAGCCCCCCAGCCUGUAAUACAUGGCACAUUUCCCCAGAUGGCUUCAAAAGGAGGUCCCACCGAGGCCUACAACAGUAUUAUUUUUUCCCGAAAACCUAUGAUGCGCAUUUUCCUGUAUGGCUCCCGGCCAGACAGCAAGGAGAAAAAGAUACCUAUAAAGAAACUGGAUCCAAUGAGAAUUCAUCUUUAUGGAGCCAUCUUACCAAUUUAA